AUGGAGAGUAAUUAUGUUCUCUUUCUCUCUAUCCAUAACCUAGUCCCAAAGGCUAUGUGGCUCACGCGAAAGUUAGCCGCAUUCACACAAUCAGAGAAUAACAACAAAUCGGCCCAAAAAUCUUUCAGCAAGAAAAAGCCCGUGCCACCAAAGCCAGUACAUCCUCCUCCCGAUAUACCGACGACGUUUAAAACCCAUGAUAAAACACUUGUUAUUGUUGUUGCAGGCGCGUGCAACGUUGGGAAAUCAACGUUGAUAGAACUUGGCUUACAGGACUCUAAUAAAAAACAACAAAAUCCAAAUGUGGCUCCAGGAUCCCCGAUAUCAUCUGGAGCCCCUACACAGAUAGAUAAACCUAGGUCGGCUUGGCAGCGCCACCAGUCAACGAUGACUAUGGAUCGAGUUAGGUAUCUGGUCGACAUAAUGGAAAUAGACGACUCCCUGAUUGAUGCAACGGAAGACCCCCCCGAAUUUCCAGAGAGUUUAACAACCGUCCACGGUGGCCUGAUAUGCUACGACAUAACCAACCGAGAUUCGAUGGACUGUCUACCAGAUUUACUUACGUGUCUGAUCGGCUUAAAAGCUGAUCUCAGCGGUCUACGCCAGGUAGAUCUUCAGUUGGGCUGCAAACUCGCAAGUCUUUUUGGAGUACAGCUUUUUGAGGUCGACGCAUGUUCAGACCAAGGAAUCGCUCGUAUGAAAGACGUUUAUGCCACACUACUCUAUCAGAUCACUGCGCCAGCCCCACCAACUCCCACUCCCGCCCAGCCCCCGACUUUACGAGAACGGCGCAUGGCUAGUGAAUCCAGUAUCCGCAUCAAGAUCGAUCACAAUAAUAUCCUGUCCACUUUUCAGAACACAAUAAAACCACCUAUCACCACAACUGCCAGUCAGCCAGACACCAGUUACGCCAAUUAUGAGUUACAUUCUGACGGCCCUCCAAUUGCUGAUCGGGUUCAGGCACCCAUCUCUGCCGGAACACGAGCCCCAACUGGUUUUGUGUACGCGCCAACAGCACAAAGCGACCUUCCAAGAGGAAAGAACGCCUCUUUUCGGAGAUCAAACACUCAGACCAUUGCAAGCCUGACAGAACAAAGUCUGACAGCCAUCGAAGACGAACCUUUUGAUACACCAGACGAAGUUGAACUGACAUCACCUUCACCAACAUUACCACCACUACUACCAUUACUACCAUUACUACCUCCGCCACCGCCACCACCACAAUCGUCGAAGCCAUGUAAUAUUCAGCAAAAACAUCGUAAAAAUAGUCUUCCAUCCACAUCGUCAUCUAACCAUCACAUCAACCGCGAUCUACAUACUCAAAGGCGUGGAAGUGCUCCUCACCCAAUAAUUCUAAGUAGUCGUCGCGGAUCUAAGGAUAGUAGCUACAGCGACUCCUGUAGCACCGGUCUAACGGCAGAAGACAUUGUCGAUCGACUCAUCGCAUCGGAACCAUGCCGCGGCGUACUGACUACAACCCUUGCAGAUGAGAAUAUUGUCCCUGUUUUUAUCACUUUCUUUCGUAAAUUCAUGAAGCCAGGAGAGCUUGUAAAGAUGCUAAUCGAAAGAUUCCAAGGCGAUAUCGCGGAAGGUUCAUCCCCAACACUUCUACAAGAAAGAAUUCAUUCAAUCUUCUUACUUUGGUUGUCACACUACUGGGGAGACUUUCACAGUCCACAGACACGAAAAGCCUUAAUUGCGUUUAUUGAGGAUAUAUCACAGCACGAAAGCAUGCGGCCUAUUUGCGAUGACCUUGCUCCAUUGGUAAUACGUGAACCCCCUUUAGACGAUCCAGACGCUCAAUGGGGUCUCAUGGACUCUGAUACCGACACAGAUGAUUUUUCUGACGCUCCUUCAACGCCAAAGCAACACGAGAAAAACAAAAAAAAGGAUAGUGGAUAUGUAUCCGGCUCUUUCAAGCUAUCAAAUUUUAUGGACAGCGAACAAAACAGAUCCAAUGCAACCAUUCAACACUGUCCAAUUGAUGCAACUUCUAUUUCUUCCCCCUCUCCAGUACAUUCCACCCCCUCCACCCCAAAGAUUCCUCAAUCAUCCGCGCCUCUUAAAAGAACGUCCAGUGCAGGAUCUUUUAGUAGUCUUUUUGGAAGAUCCCGAGAGUCAUCAAUUUCAUCUUCUAUCCAGUUCCUUGCUUCCUUGGCAUCCCUAAAGCCCAUGACCCCUAAACAACAGACACCUCCAGAUGAUUUAGAUAUCACAACUAACGAAUACACAACGCCAAUAUCCCCACAAGAAAGAACUCCCGAUAUUACUGACGAUUUUUCAAUGACCCACCGUCGCCUGUCUGUUGACCCUUCACAAAAGGUUGGGGAACCAUGUCGACCAGAAUUCUCAGGGGGGUUAAUUAACCUCGAAACUUAUAAUGGAAUUUCGGCAUCUACUAGCUGGGCCUCCUUUGGAGCACAAACAUUAAUUUCCUCGGCAGCCAGUAUUACCAGUGCAUUUGGUGCCGUAUAUCCAUCAGGUGCUGGUCGAUCAGAAAAAGAUCAGGCAGCAUAUAAUUUAAAAGUAUUUCUAGACAUGACCGAUAAAAAUGUAGCAGAGCAAUUAACGUGGAUUGAGUCCGAAGCUAGAGAAUUUGUACGAAGUAUAUGGACUUCAUCCCAAUCUCGACGACCUACAUCUGUAUCAUCUGACGAUCAGGUCAAGACAAAAUACGAACGAUGGACGUACGAUAAAUCAACACGAAAAAAGACCUUAUUAGCAUCGCCACAGCAGCAAAUUGCUCCAAGUGCCGUUGUAGCAUCAAUAUCACAUUUUAAUUUUAUAUCUGCCUGGGUUGCUACAAGUAUUGUGGCACAACCGAAACUCAAUAAACGAGCGGCAGUAUUAGAAAAAUUUAUGUCUAUAGCCGUGGAGCUACGUAAUCAUAAUAACUACAAUUCUUUGAUGGCUAUUUUGGCCGGAAUCAAUAAUGCUGCUGUCCUUCGUCUUCGGUUAACACGAGAAUCAAUAUCAUCAAAAAAGAUAUUCAAACAAUACCAAAGCUUGGAGAAACUCAUGAGUACAGAUAGGUCCUUCAGCUCUUAUCGAAUGGCACUCAAGGCAUCCGAGACUCCUGGGAUACCUUAUCUUGGAAUUCACAACCAAGACCUCGUCUCUUUAUCCGAAGCAAACAAAGACUUCAAGGCUGAUGGAACGAUUCAUUGGGAGAAGUUUAGGUUGAUGGGCGAGAGCAUUAUGGGUAUGAUGAAGUUUCAAAGUCCAAGCUAUCAAAAAAUCAGUCCGGACGAAAAAAUUCUUAAUUUCAUAGCAGACAGUGUCGUAAUGACAGAAGAUGAACAAUACAAGAGAUCUAUCCUCAUCGAACCUCGAUUGAAAUCUUCAAGUACAAAUAAAUUGCGCGAUCUUUGGUCAAGAGUAUAGCCUUACAUAUAUCCAAAAAUAGUGGACUAUAAGCAUUUACAGUUUAAGCAUAAAUAUAUACAUAUAUACAUACACACAUAUAUACAAAAACAGCAAUAAAAUUUAGUAGCUUCAGACUAUAUAAUUACUGUAGUGGAGCUAUUAUCAUAUUUCUCUCAAAUCUCAAUUUUUAUUUUGUACAUAUUUUACGUCUGGCUAAAAAUAAAUUUGGAGAAACUAUAAAAG
Molecule: messenger RNA, 3609 nt
Organism: Phycomyces blakesleeanus NRRL 1555(-)
Lineage: Eukaryota; Fungi; Mucoromycota; Mucoromycetes; Mucorales; Phycomycetaceae
Exons: 14
Coding region: 1-3384 (1127 amino acids)
Biological process (GO): positive regulation of GTPase activity; Ras protein signal transduction
Cellular component (GO): plasma membrane
Molecular function (GO): guanyl-nucleotide exchange factor activity
Source: RefSeq, a predicted model, not a curated record